AAAACACUUUGAGAUAUUAGUUUUUAUUAAUUAUAAUUUGCAAAAUGGCAACUACUAAAUCUUUUUUAAUUUUAGUUUUUAUGAUAUUAACAACUACUAGUUCAACACUUGCUACGUUAGAAGAAAUGGUGACCGUUCUUAGUAUUGAUGGAGGUGGAAUUAAGGGAAUCAUUCCCGGUAUCAUUCUUGAAUUUCUUGAAGAACAACUUCAGGAAAUGGACAAUAAUAGAGAUGCAAGAGUUGCUGAUUACUUUGAUGUAAUUGGAGGAACAAGUACUGGAGGUUUAAUGACUGCUAUGAUUACUACUCCAAAUGAAAACAAUAGACCAUUUGCUGCUGCCAAUGAAAUUGUACCUUUUUACAUAGAACAUGGCCCUAAGAUUUUUGAAUCUAGUGGUAAAAAAUCAGGCCCAAAAUAUGAUGGAAAAUAUCUUAUGCAAAUUCUUCAAGAAAAAUUUGGAGAAACUCGUUUGCAUGAAGCUUUGACAGAAGUAGUAAUCUCAAGUUUUGACAUCAAAACAAAUAAGCCAGUAAUAUUCACCAAGUCAAAUUUAGUUCAGUCUCCACAAUUGGAUGCUAAGAUGUAUGACAUAUGCUAUUCCACAGCAGCAGUUCCUGUGUAUUUUCCUCCACAUUAUUUUGUUACUAAUACUAGUAAUGGAGAUAAAUAUGAGUUCAAUCUUGUUGAUGGUGCUAUUGCUGAUGUCGAACCGUCGUUAUUAUCAGUUAGCGUUGCAACAAGACUUGCAAAAGAGGAUCCAGCAUUUGCUUCAAUUAGGUCAUUGAAUUACAAACAAAUGUUGUUGCUCUCAUUAGGCACUGGUACUAGUGUAGACUUUGAUAAAACAUAUACAGCACAAGAGACAGCUAAAUGGGGUAUUAUGCAAUGGAUGUUACCUUUAAUAGAUAUGAUAAGUGCAGCAAAUUCUUACAUGAAUGAUUAUUAUCUUUCUACUCUUUUUCAAGCUAUUGAUUCACAAGACAAUUACCUCAGGGUUCAAGAAAAUGCAUUAACUGGCACAACUACUAAAAUGGAUGAUGCUUCUGUGGCUAAUAUGGAAUUAUUAGUACAAGUUGGUAAAAAAUUAUUGAAAAAACAAGUUUCCAAUGACAAUCCUGAAACCUAUGAGGAAGCUUUAACUAAGUUUGCAAAAUUGCUCUCUGAUAGGAAGAAACUCCGAGCAAACAAAGCAUCUUCUUAAUUUAAGGUCUCGAAUUGUAGUAGUAAUCUUAUUAUGCUAAAUAAUAAGCGCUUGUAAUAUUUAUGAUUGCGCGCAUUUAAAUAUUUCAACCUCAAAAUAAAAGAGGAGUUUGAGGGAUAAAUUUCAAUAGAAAUGUCUCUCUAUGUAAUGUGUGCUUGGAUUAUGUAAACUUUUGGUUGUGUUAAAUGUUCAAAUAAAUUAUGGUAAUUUUAUGUUAUGA
This is a messenger RNA of Solanum pennellii, 1422 nucleotides long. RefSeq names its product patatin-02-like. NCBI's taxonomy places the organism in Eukaryota, Viridiplantae, Streptophyta, Magnoliopsida, Solanales, Solanaceae. The record is from RefSeq and is a predicted model, not a curated record. Gene Ontology annotation, molecular function: monoacylglycerol lipase activity; glycerophospholipase activity. Gene Ontology annotation, biological process: lipid metabolic process. The transcript is spliced from 7 exons. Bases 45 to 1202 code for a protein of 385 amino acids.